AUGACUGAGGUUCGCGGCACAGGUGGUAUGCUCACCCAGGCUGAGGAGGGCAUGAAACUUUUUGCUGCACAGAACGGUGUUGCUGCAGAAAUUGACAAGGCAGCAGCUGAGGCGUACAAGGCGGACAUCGAAGCUCGCAUCUCAACAUUGGAAGCUGCAGCUGCCACUUUGACCGGCAAGGACAACAAGAAGGAAAGAGCUGCGAAGGGCAAAGAAGUUGCAGAAUUGAAAGCUGAGCAGCGAUACGUAGAUGCUUGCAAGAUCGUGAAGGGGCUGGAUCCCAAGUUUGGCAACUUCAUCACUAAAGCAGCAGAAGUUCCUGUUGCAGAAAAGCCUGAAGUCAUCGAGGAGGCACAGGCAAAGCCGGACAAAGCCAAGAAGGACAGCAAGAAAGAUAUCAAAAAGGAAUCUGCUGGACUGAGCCCGGCUGAGACAAAGGAAUUGGAGGAGUUGAAGCAAGGCAUUGUUGAAAGGAAGGCCAUCUUGAAGGAGCAGGGACUGAGUGGCGGUCAGCAGAACAAGGAUGAGGAGGUGGUGAAAAUGGUAGCCCGCAUGAAUGAGCUUAAGGAGAAGCAGGACCCAGGCAGCACCAAGAAGGAGAAAGAUGCCAAGAAGGACUCCAAGAAGAAGACGCCACUGAGCGCCGAGGAGCAAAAGGAAUUUGCGCAGCUCCAAAACGAGAUUGAAGUGUACAAGGCCAAGCUGAGAAGCGAAUUCGGCUACAGACCCUGGGCUGAAAGUUCUGCCAUGGGCAACAAAGAUAUGAAGGCAGAUCCGGAUCUCAAGGAUAUGGAAGCGCGACUGGCUGCCUUUGAGAAGCGCAGAGACCCAGCGGACCCACAAGAUCCUGUGGCAAAGCUUGGCAAAGCGUGGCGGUUAGCGCCAGAAUCCACGGGCGUGGUGCUGAACCGCUCUGCCCCGGAGAUCGUGUCUUGUGCACGGCGGCGGCUGGAGGGCGCGUUGACCACGCUACGGGAAGCAAAUUCUGAGCUCCGGGAGGCGCAGGCAGAUUUGCGCGCCUAUCCGGUGCCGGAGUACUUGGCGCCUGCGCAAGAGCAGGGUGCGAUCAUGAUUGGUGUCACAGGAUAUCCAGGUGUUGGAAAGUCUUCCUGGGUCAAUGCCGUGCGACGGGUUUCUUCGCCCAAUGACCCUGAUUUCGCAGAGCUUUGCGUGGAUGGGCCUACUAUGGAGCCGCAAAUGUACCGGUUUCCUGCACACCAUGCUGGGUUGACCACGCUCCUCUUGUGGGCGCCAUGGCAUCCUCCCAGCGUACACCUCACAAAGGUCUUGGAGGCAGUGGCAAAGGAGCAGAAGUCCGCGCGCUUUGCGAAGGCCAAUGUGGAUCUUUGUGUGUCUCUGGCGAAUUCCAUGGGAGCUGAACAAGUGCCAUUUGUGGUCUUCCUGAAUCCUGAGGGAGUGAAGAUCGAUUCUUUGGCAGGAGCGGAUCCUCCCAGAUUGGUGGAAAAAAUCAAGUCAUUGUCAUCGAAGACUAUGGAAGUUCCAGUUUCCAAUGGUGCUGCAGAUCUCAACAGCAGACUGAAGGCACUGGUGAACUUCUCUCCAGUCAUGUUGUUCAUGAAGGGGAACAAAACAGAGCCACAGUGCAAGUUCUCCAGGCAGGCCAUCGAAAUGAUGCAGAAACACAAGGUGGAAUACUCCACUUUCGACAUCCUGCAGGAUGAAGAAGUGCGGCAAGGUUUGAAAGAGUACUCCAACUGGAAGACCUAUCCGCAGCUCUACGUGAACGGAGAGUUGGUUGGUGGAGUUGAUUUGAUGAAGGAGAUGGAGGAAGAUGGCUCACUGUCAGAGAUGCUUGGAGCUGCCCAGCCUUUGCAGGAGAGGUUGAAGUCAUUGAUUUGCCAAGCUCCGGUGAUGCUCUUUAUGAAGGGUAAUCCCGAGACCCCACGCUGCGGAUUCUCCCGCAAAAUGGUGGAUCUAUUAAAUGAGCAUGGCGUCGAGUUUGACACGUUCGAUAUUCUUUCCGAUGAGGAAGUGCGACAAGGACUGAAAGAUUACUCCAAUUGGCCAACUUAUCCCCAGCUUUAUGCAAAGGGGAAACUUCUUGGCGGCCUUGACAUCAUCAAAGAAUUGGCGGAGGAAGGUUCACUGACAGACGAGCUGACUAACAAACCAUGCGUCAUUUGGGACUUGCCAGGAGUUGGCACUGCAGGCUUCCCUGCGGAGACAUAUUUGCAGAAUUUGGGAAUCAGACACUUCGAUGUGGUCGUUCUCAUCACGGAUCAGAGAUUUACGGAGGCUGAGCUUUUGUUGCUUGAUGACUUGCGACAUUGGAAUGUGCCCUUCUUCAUGGUCCGGAACAAAAUAGACCUUGAUGUCCAGCGUGAACUCGAAUCAGAGCAGGAGGUUUUGGACAACCGAGGCUUUGGAGACAAGCUGGACAAUGAAGAAAGAAGAGACAUCGUCCGGGAAACCUUGAUAAACGUCAAGGAAGACUUAUCAAUUCUUCACCACGUGGACAGCGUUUAUUGCAUAUCUGCUAUCAAAGAGUUUUGGCAUUCGUUUGACUUCCCUCGCCUGGAGCAGGAUCUCACUGUGGCCCUGAGACGGCAGCGAGCCAGUGAGGAAGGGUCCGUGGAGCUGGUCGAGGGAUGA
This is a messenger RNA of Cladocopium goreaui, 2613 nucleotides long. The record is from the annotation of a GenBank genome assembly. Lineage: Eukaryota; Dinophyceae; Suessiales; Symbiodiniaceae.